GGUAGUACGCACGCGUUUUCGUACACAUCCUAGCGAUAUAAGUGAGAAAAGUUUUAAUUUCGAGUGCGAUUAAAUUAAAUGAGAAAACAAUGACAAUGGACGUUCAAAACAAUUAUCAAAAUUAUAAAGAGCAGUCUCCCGACUCAAAAGAGACUAGUUUAAAUAUUGAAAGUGCCAAAACUUCGCAGAACAUGAAGACAGACAUGCAAACAACAAUUCUCAACCAAGGAAAGGCAUCGAAACGCUCUUUCGAUGUUGCUUUUUUAAUGAUGCCGGAUGAAAAAGUUCGCCAUUCACAACCGGAGAGACAGUUGCGAGUUUCCAAACAAUUAUUUAAUACAGAAGAGUGGGAACCGUCUAAGAGGGUGGCGGAUAUUUACAAGCAUAGCGAUUACUCCAACGAUAACACUUUGGAUUCUAAAGAUCUAGACGAAGAUCGAGGACGUAUGAACAACAACAUAUCUCCGGGCUUCGGUUCCGACGUCAACAUUGACGUCGGUACAGAUGAGUAUCCGAGUAAGUCCAUAUAUUGCAGUGAUUCCGAUACGUCUGAUCAAUCAAGAAGCCGACCUAAUUCGAACGAGAGUGCAGCGCGGCACCCGAAAUUUUUGCCCGAAUACAAAAACAAAAUAUUUGAUGAUCCGACUCUUAUCAGCAUACAGUCAAGAGCUAGGUUUGAAAGUCGAUUUGGAGAAAAAUCUCAUGAGAUGUCGCCGAAAAGUGCGUUCACCAAAGUAUCCAACUUUAGCGUCCGAUCACCAAACCCAUCGGUCAGUCCGGAUAAUCUUCUCUACCAGAAUUCAGUAAGUCCACCACUGUCCUCUUCCACCUCACCGAGUUACAACAAAUCAAGCUUCAACAAUCUCCUGUCACCCGCUCAUUUAUUAAAUGGCCACAAUUUUUUCAAAGGACAAAACGUUCCUUCUUCUUCACCAAAUUAUCCUGAAUCUAGUCCUGUUCACAGAACAAGUGCAACAUUUAAAGCAGUGGAGUACCAAGGGAAAGCAGACUCGAAGACACCACAAAUGUCACCUAAUAAAAUGAAUUUUUUGCCCUUCAGACCCGAGCUACCGUAUCUACAGGCGGGACCGUCUUAUCCAUUUGGUGUUCAAAAUUUUCAGCCACCGAACCCGGAUUUUAUAAAAUUUUCUGGACCUCCCCGAGAACCGGUAAACCCUUUGAUCGCUAACCCUGCAGCAGCAAUUCUAAGUACCCUUUUACCCUCAACUAUUGCUGCAUUUUCAUUACCAGCUCAAAAUGUGUGCGCAAAAUGCAGUAUAAGUUUUAGAAUGACUUCAGACUUAGUUUACCACAUGAGAACUCAUCACAAGAGUGAAUCGGCUGCGGAUCCACAUAGGAGGAAAAGAGAGGAAAAACUAAAGUGUCCAGUUUGUAACGAAAGUUUUAGAGAGAGGCAUCAUCUGACCCGACAUAUGACGGCACAUCAGGAUAAGGAAGGCGACUUGGAUGACGUAUCGCCUACUCAGAAUUAUAAUAAGAAAAGCAAACAAUUUUACCCUCACAAUGGGGGACCUCUUCUUCAUAAAUAG
Messenger RNA from Maniola jurtina (meadow brown), 1550 nucleotides. RefSeq lists its product as uncharacterized. The transcript has a single exon. The record is from RefSeq and is a predicted model, not a curated record. Bases 90 to 1550 code for a protein of 486 amino acids. Lineage: Eukaryota; Metazoa; Arthropoda; Insecta; Lepidoptera; Nymphalidae. Gene Ontology annotation, cellular component: nucleus. Gene Ontology annotation, biological process: regulation of DNA-templated transcription.